Molecule: messenger RNA, 5150 nt
Organism: Girardinichthys multiradiatus
Lineage: Eukaryota; Metazoa; Chordata; Actinopteri; Cyprinodontiformes; Goodeidae
Gene: stambpl1
Product: STAM binding protein-like 1
Exons: 12
Coding region: 395-1681 (428 amino acids)
Biological process (GO): protein K63-linked deubiquitination
Cellular component (GO): membrane; endosome
Molecular function (GO): K63-linked deubiquitinase activity; protein binding; metal-dependent deubiquitinase activity
Source: RefSeq, a predicted model, not a curated record
GUCCUCAGUUUAUCUAUCAGAGUGAGUUAUCUUUGAACCUAUCACUAUACAGCGCAUGCGCAGAGAAGUCAUGUCCAGUUUGUGACAGCAGAAAGGAGAUAGUGGCUCAUCAUAGCUUAAAGACGAUCUUUGUGGCCUCCAUCGGUCUGCAGCAUCAUCCGGAGCUUUCAGCCAUUUUCCACCUGCUUCAUUAAGCUGCUGGAACCGAACCUCCUUUGAAAUAUCGCCGCCUAGCAUCCAGAACCGGUUGUUGUCAUAUCCCGCUCCGCUGGACCCCGCUGGGAUGCAGACCGAGUUAGGACAGAUGAGCGAGCAGCAGCCGUGAAGCAUCAUGGGCGGUGGCAGAUGGACCAAGCAACCGUGGGCCGACCACUGACACGCAGACACACUCAGCAUGGAUCAAGGCUUCAGUUUAAAUUCUCUGAAGAAGCUGGCGGCGGAACCAAACUACACUGAUGUGACACUGACGGCGGCGGAGCGUGUGCGAGCGCUGGCGAAGAUGGGAUGCUGCGUAGAGAUCAAUGAGGAAAUCGAGCCCAGGCGCUACUUCCGCUCUGGAGUGGAGAUGGAGCGCAUGGCAGCUGUUUACCUGGAGGAGGGCAGCCUGGAGAACGCCUACGUCCUCUACACCAAGUUCAUCACGCUGUUUGUGGAGAAGCUGCCGAGCCACAGGGAUUACCAGCAGUGUUCGGCCAUCCCAGAGAAGCAGCUCAUCAUGAAGAAACUCCAAGAGGUGGCUUUUCCUCGGAAAGAGGAGCUGAAGAAACUUCUUCAGGAGAAAUACAGCAGGGAGCACUCGGAGUACCUCAAAGUACAGAGCCAGGCCUUGGUGGUGGAUGGGUGUGGUCAGCAGCUGCAGCAGCUGUCUUUAUUGGACGAGGACAGGCGGCGCCUCCUGCUGCUGGAGGAGGAGAAGCAGCGAGUAGCAGCGCUGCGACAGAUGCAGAUCGAGUCGGAACAAUUCCGCUACUUUGAGGAUCAGUUGAGGCGCCAGGAGCUGGCCAAUAAGAGAGGAGAGGAGGCGGAGCUAAAGGUACAGACCAAAGUGCCUGAAGUCACAGAUGGCUGCUGUUUGUCUAAGCAGCCAAUAAAAAGUGGCGUACGUUUUCAGGGAGUGGACCCGAACAGAAACAGGCCGUCUGUGACCAGUAACCAACCGGUUACCGGGUUAGCAGGAGUACACAAUCAGCGGGUGGAGGGUCUGAGGCGGGUGGUGAUUCCCAGAGAUCUGACGUACCAGUUCCUCCUGCUGGCCGACUCCAACACAACCAGAGGAAUAGAAACCUGUGGCGUCCUCUGCGGGCGACUGACCCACAACGAGUUCGUGCUGACUCAUUUAGUGAUCCCAAAACAAUCAGCUGGACCGGAUUUCUGUGACAUGGAGAAUGUGGAGGAGCUGUUUGGUUUCCAGGACCAACAGAACCUACUUACGCUGGGGUGGAUCCAUACCCAUCCCACCCAGACGGCAUUCCUGUCCAGCGUGGACCUCCACACCCACUGUUCCUACCAGCUGAUGCUGCCGGAGGCCGUGGCCGUCGUAUGUGCUCCCAAACACAAUGACUGUGUGUCUCAGUACUGGUGUAUUCAGACUGACCAGUGCGGGUAUGUUGGAAGUUUCCGGAUGCAGACUGAAAGGUUUCCAUCCCCACUCCAAGGAGCCUCUUCUGUUUACAGUCUGUAAACAUGUGGUGGUCAGGGACUACAAGCUCAACCAGUUGGACCUCAGGUGACAGAAAGGAAGCUCUGCGCAUCUGUUUACCCUCAUGCUUUUAUUCUGAAGAGAAAACUGUGAACUCGCUGCCUCAGCGUGUGUGCUAGUGUGUUUGUGUGAGCCUGUUAGCUGCCCUCACAGCCGCAGGUUUUUGUUGUUCUGCCUCUUGUCUGUGAUGCCGUAGACAAUGCAUCUACUGCACCUAAACAAACAUCAGAAGUCAGUGAUUGAGUGCCUUCACAUGGAAACGUACAGGAUGAAUGAUGCUCCUGAAUCUGCUGUGAAACCAGAAAUCCGUUGCUUUAUCUGCAUUGAUGUUUUUUAAUGACAGCAGACCGAAUUUAACCAUUUAAUGGUGUUAGAAAAACACCACAACUUUCACAUUUCUUUUUCAGUUUUGUUAUCCCUUGAACAUCUCCAAAAUGUGCAGCUGAUUUGUUCAGACCUAGCAUCCAUCAGGUUUUACCUCAGACUGAAUCUCUACCAGACUGGCUGUAGCUGCAUCUGGCCCUGUAGAGCUAAACCACAUUUCUGCCUCUCAGGCUGAAAGAGAGCUGCUGAGGAUAUGCCUGCAAACAUUUCUCAGGGCUUUAAUAUUGUUGUACAUGCUGCUGCUUGUAGCUUUUUGAACUGCUCAACUGAUCCUCUUAGUGUUUGAAAGAACUGGUUCAUUCUUAAUGCGGUGGGAUCCAAACAAGGCACUAACGUUUUUAUCAGUUUGUUACCUUAGCUACCUUAAGUCAGUAGGUCACUAGGGCUCACAAGACCCACACACACUGGUUGCCAUGGCGACUCUUAGCCUGCAGGUAGUACUGCACAGACAUGUAUGUUCGGAUUAUUGUGAAGCAUUAACCCGUCUGAUCAGAAGAGUGUUAUUGUAGUCGUGUGUUGUGUAGAAGCAUCAUCUCCGAUUGUAAUUCCUUUUAUUCAGGAUCUUUGUCAGAUGAAACCUGCAGCAUUGACUGCUGAGAGACCUCCAAGUUUUCUCCUGGGGAUUACAGAACAGCAGGUUCGGAAAACAAAAGGAAUAAAUCUGAUUUAUAAAAGUGAAAUUAAAUUGAAAAUAAAUUAAUAUAAUUUACCUCCCAAACAACAACAGUAUUUUCAGUUAUUUCUUAAGGUAUUCAUUUCUUUUUUCAUUUUUAAUUUUGGCAUGCAUUUUACAAACUUUGUAUGUAAUUUGAUUUAUGUUUGUUUUAUUGUGCCUUGUCAUUCUUUCAGCCAGCGUUAUGAUUUAGACCCCUUUAGCUGGUCAGUUUUAGAUAUGAAGAGGGGCUGUAACUUCUUCCCUUAAAUGUCUUCAUAAACUGAUCUUAUAUUUCUGCAAAGGAGAUCAAUUAAACAUUUUAACACUAUCAAGUUUGAUUUGAUUUAUAAAAGAAGUAAAAAGACUUUAAAUCUGACUCUCAAAGGAAAAUAAUGAAAUAAUAGAGACUGGAACCCAAGAGACAACCUAGAAAUAGACAAAAAAUCAGUCAAUGACCAUAUAAACAAAUUGUUGUCUAUUAAAACAGCAGUUUAAAUUGAAGUCAGGUAAAAAUUAAAAAUAAAGCUUUUUUUUGUGAGAGGAUUAAAGUUCUUUUACCUAAAUAGAUCUGGGGUAUUAUUUACAAAACGUUGCAUAGGAUCUGUACUAAAAGUGUACAUACGGCCAAAUGGCGUACGCCAAAAAACAAUCCAGGUUUAUAAAACCAAGUGCAAGCACACCAGCAAGCAGUUUCCCCUUUCUAAAUCACAGCUGCACCUCAACAAUAGCUACAAGGUUCCUCCUCAUUUUGUGCCCUCUACACACCCACAUUCAACCAGGGAUGUCAAUGUGUAUUUAAAUGAGCCAGCUGAUCAAUAUUGUUUCAUCGUUAUCAAUGGCAACCGCGAAGAAAAGAACAAAGAAACACAAUUUCACCAAGGCAGAAAUCGAUCUGUUGGUGAGUGAGGUGGAGAACAUAGGAUAGCCACAGUAAAGGGAAAUCUGAUGACGGGUCAUAUUAAUAAUGUCAUCCAGGACAGCAGGUAUUUCUGCGCUUAGUGCUGGCUGUUAUAUCCCAGACCUAUGGAUAAUUUCACAGAAUCAUGUUGUUCCUAAAAGUGGCUUCAGGCAGAGUUAAUUAACUGUUAAUUAUGUUAAACACAAACCUAUCAACUAAUUUGCGCUCCUAAGAACUGGUUGCCACGAACGCCAGAGUGGUUAACACCUGUAAUUGAACAGGGAUAGCAUGGUGCCGGCGGGCUGGUCUCUCCAAUACUGGACCCAUUUCAGCACAUAGAUCCAAGAGCAAUGCUCUAGGGAGUCUAAGUCAGCAAAUUAGCCAGUGAUCAUCAUGGGCCAGGAAACCUUGGUGUUCACUGAAAACGCGUUCCCUCCUAGUUUUCCCAUUUCCAAGGUCUCCCAGCAGUGCCAAUAGAUCGUGCAGCAUUACGCACGAGUGUCACCACGGUAUUUGUAAUUGCUUGACACCUUUUCACAAAUACUGUGGUCCACAUCACCCUAGUUAUCAUCGGGUAGAGGAAUGUGAUUGUGAGAAAACUUUGAUGAGAUAUUGUGCGGACUUUAAUUUAAGAAUUAAGUUGGCUGUACGGGUUUUUUUUAUUUGUGUGAAAGGUCCUUAUGCAUAGUUUUGGCUCACCAGAGACAGCAUAAAUAACACUUUGGGUUUGAAUUCUUAUGAUGCUGUCGCGCUAUGAUUAAAGUUUGAUAUGAAGUGAAAUUGAAUCUCUUAAAGGAAUCAUGAUACAGUGUGGCUUCAGUUCCCACCUCUCCAUCUGCAUCGCCAUUUUCCCCUGCCUCCACAACAAGAGUACGCCUGGGUCAGAGUUUGUGUGAGGUGCCAUGGAAGCUCAUUUAUGCCAUUCUGAUGGAAAAAAAAUCCUUGUAUAUCAUAAUUAUGAGAUAGCUAAGUUAAAGGUUUAAAGUUUCUUUUUUUCAUCAGAGUGGCAGAAAUGGGCUUCCAUAAGGGGCAGCACAUUCUCCUGUUAAGUUUGUUUUUUAUAGACCAUAACCUUCGCGUGAAAAGUGACGUUCAGCAGGUUCAGACCCAUUUUGUGUGUACGCCACGUUUAUAAAUGAGACCCCAGAACCACUCAUAAUGUAAGUAAAAAAUGUAAUAAAAACAACCUAGAAAAAUGUUGCAUGGCCCAUGAUAAAAUUUUGUAAUAAUCCAGUACCCUGUGUGUUGAUGUCAGCAGAUUUAUUUUAUUUGUUUGUGGUUUUGACUCUAAUCUUUCCUCACUUUUUGAAAACACAGUUAUGUUCUGCUGGUUUCUGCUAAUUGGUCAUUGUGUCAUGGACUUGAUCAGAGUGGUGGUGUGUUCAGAAUCUUUGUUCUGAUUCUGAGGGUCAUUAGCUGCAGUGCUGUAACUCAUCAGCUGUGUCCAUGAGUCUGACUGCUGUUUUUAAUUGAAUCACGUUUUUGGUAAUAAACCCAACUGCUGCUCAUCCACA